CCCGAAACAAUUAGUUUUAAGAUAAAAUUAAUAUAGUACUACGUAUAUGAAUAUAAAUAAAAUAUUUCCUAAUAUAUGAUUAUAAUCACGGUGGAUAAAAAAAGAUUUAGUAACUUUUAGUGACUACAAAUAUGUUGAAUUUGUUUAGCGUAAUGAUGACCAUGAGAAUAUAUUUAUAGCAACUCUAGUAACUUUUUGAUUUAUAAAAUUUAUUUCAUAAUAUUUUUAAGAAACAUAUAUUAUUUAUAUAUAUGCAUCUUACAUAAAAUAUUAAGAUAAUUAUCUUCUUUAAAUUUGAAUUGUUGGUGAUUUUGGAGACUAAUAUUUGUGUUAUUAUUUGCGGUUUGUAUUUUUGAUUAAUUUUAUUUGAAAAUAAGUGUUAAAAUAUAAGAGAACAAUGACAUAUUUCACGUCCGGGCUUCAACCGGUCUAACCCGAACCCGGACCGAACCCGGGCUACCAAAAACCCGACUCGGACCGAAUAUAAUGGGCUUUGUUCCGGUCCCUAAUUUUCAUAACCCGAGACCUUCCGGGUAAUUUCCGGGUUUAGCAAAAACCCGACCCAGACCGGACCGAUCUCACCCCUAUUUGGAGAUAGAGCAAGCCUCGGCCAGCUGGGCUUUUGGAGUCAUUCUGAUCUCCCCUUCGGACGUGGCCUUCUGGGAGCCAAGACCUUUGAUCAGUUCGCAGCACUCCGUAUCUUUUGGACAGGGAGCUGGACAUCCUCUCACUGACCCGAGGCCAAACUGCUUGGGCUGGCCACCUACCGACGGCGGUACGGGCGUUUACCGCGGUGCAAAGGGUGCGACGGAGACCGGCCUUGGUGGGUUCCGGCGGAGCUUCAUUAAUGGCGGAAUUUCCUUCCGGUCGCGUCAGCUUCAGGUCGCUGAUGACGAGCGGUGGUGUGCGACUGAGGCGGUGGCCGCCUGAAACAGUUGGGGUGCUGCAGCGAGCUUCGCCUGGCGCAGCUGACUUCACCCGGAGGUCCACCGCGGUGGGGAUGGUUACGGCGGCUCCGGUGACCUCAAAAACAGAUCUGGAAAAAAUCCAGAUUUGGGCUUCCCAGAUUUUCGUAGCUUCCUGGCUUCUCCUUCCUUUCCUCAGAACCAUUUGUUUCUUUUUUCUUUGCUUGAAUCCAGUUCAUCCGUAUCAGUUUUUUGUUUGUAUUUUGUUGAAAAUCAGUUCUCGUCUAGAGUUGGUUGUCGAAGCUGAAGAACACGCUUAGUCUUUUUGAACUGAUUCCCACAGACGGCGCCAGUGUUGAGUUUAAUCCAACACGAUAUAGUAAAUAUAUGUAUGAAUACUCAGUUUUUACGUGGAAACCCGAGAGGGAGAAAACCACGGGACUUUUUAGGCUAAUGUCCAAGUCCUCUCUUUCUCAUUAGGACUCUCCUCACCAUUACAUAAUACAAUUUGAGCUCCCAUUAAUGGAGUAUUAUCUAAUCUAGAGAGCUAAAGGAAGAAGAAAAAGGAUCCCCAAUAUGGAGGGAAACUCCUAUAUUUAUAGAGAAUAGGGGAAGGGAUGCUCUCCACCCUAAUGGGCCGCAUGGGCCGGAGUGGGCCCAAAUGGCUAAAGUGGGCCGGAUGGGCCGAAAUGGGCCUAGCUGCUCGGGCUCCGUACUACGUAAAGCCUUGGACUCAUGAACAGUAAUAGGCCGGGAUAAUAUAUCCCAACAAUUGCCAAUGCAUGGGUAAGGACAAUAAACCCAUUUACUGCAUCCAUUUCAGAAUCCAUUUGUUAUUGUUACCACAUUCAUGUUACAAUACAUAGUUAAUAUACCUUCGUAUCAUUUUUAGUAGAUGAUUAUAUGACUUCUUAUAGGAUUCUGGACGGAUAAAUUUUUCUGGAUUUUAUUGCCAAAAGAGUUAAUUUUGAAAGGAUUCUAAAAUUGCAACCUAUUGUUAAUUUUGAGGUCUGUUUUUUCUAACUUGAGUGAUUUAGGUCCAUUGGAGGUUGAAUAUGUACUUUGUACUUCGUAUAAGACUACAAAUGAAAUAUUGUAGUCCUGUGUUAGAACUUUUAUUGUGCGUCAAGUUUGUCUGUAAUGUCUUGUUUAAAUAAAGUAGACUAGUUAUACCAUUUAUGGUAUUAGAUUAGUAUUUAUUA
Messenger RNA from Cuscuta epithymum, 2107 nucleotides. NCBI's taxonomy places the organism in Eukaryota, Viridiplantae, Streptophyta, Magnoliopsida, Solanales, Convolvulaceae. The record is from the annotation of a GenBank genome assembly.